Aspergillus pseudonomiae is the source of this 981-nucleotide messenger RNA. RefSeq lists its product as uncharacterized. The record is from RefSeq and is a predicted model, not a curated record. The coding region runs from base 189 to 416 and encodes 75 amino acids. NCBI's taxonomy places the organism in Eukaryota, Fungi, Ascomycota, Eurotiomycetes, Eurotiales, Aspergillaceae. The transcript has a single exon.
UGCGUUGCCGCAUGGGGGGUUCUAUCUUCUAUCUGCAUUCUUAACAGAACAAGGAAAGAGGAAACAAGAUGAAAACACACACAAACACGGUCGUAGGGAAUUAGGGUGUCGAAACCGAAAAUGUCCAUGGCCAACUUUUUUUGUCCGGGAGAUUCUGUUUUUGGUCCCAGAACCUGGACUCCAAGUCCAUGCUUGCUGAAGAAAACCAGCUUCAUCAAGGGAUGCGUAUCAGAGCGGAGAGAAAGAGAGAGGAGAGAGAGAAGAUGAGAGAGGAAAGGAUUCGAGACUGCUUUGCUUCCAGCCUUGAUCGGUCACCCUUUUUUCUUGGCGGAUCGACGAUCAGACAUUCAAUCUGGACUCCAGGGAUGGCGCUGAUUGGCUGCCUUUCACCCGGGAGAAGGAUCCGUCGAGGCUAAUUCGUGCUCUGGAUCGAAACCAAAGAAUGUGGGAAUGCAGGCGUCUGAGACAGUGAGAAGGGAAUUAAGGAAAUGGAAGGGAAAGGGAAACAGUUGAUUCGUAAGUCGGACGGUAGGAGGGUUGCCCGCCUGCAGCUGUCACGCAGGGAUUUUUGCUGCAGCAAGAAACGUUUUUCAAGGGUCUGAAUCUCAGAAGGGGUCAGCGGUCGAUCCUCAAGCUCUCGUUACACAGGGAAAGCAGGAUUCGCUCCCUCAUUUGUACCACUACUUACCGAAGUAUACCAGACCCGAUGGCGACCAGUGUAACCGCUACUCAGGCCUUCGCGGUGUGGCAUGAGUUACAGCGGCAGUGAUUACAGAUUUUGCAGCGCCAGAUGGCCACAAAUGGCCCCGAGGUGCAGUCCGAACAGCGCCAGGUGAGGAUGUUCCCAUUGGUGGCUUGCACAAUGGCGAAAACAUGUCCCGGGCAUUGGUUGGCCAUGGUGAUGCUGUCCAGGCAUGUUAGUUUAACAUGUUUCAGUCCCAAAAGGCUUGGUCCACGUCACUUACCACACAGGAGCUCAAC